This is a messenger RNA of Conger conger (European conger), 10120 nucleotides long. RefSeq names its product ankyrin 2b, neuronal (gene ank2b). The transcript is spliced from 48 exons. The record is from RefSeq and is a predicted model, not a curated record. Gene Ontology annotation, molecular function: protein binding. The coding region runs from base 200 to 6058 and encodes 1952 amino acids. Gene Ontology annotation, cellular component: T-tubule. Lineage: Eukaryota; Metazoa; Chordata; Actinopteri; Anguilliformes; Congridae. Gene Ontology annotation, biological process: regulation of cardiac muscle contraction; signal transduction; protein localization to T-tubule.
UCUCUCGCUCUCUCACACGCGCAUACAUAGGCAUACUUUCGAAAAGGUCAUUCUUACUGGCCACUUGCAGCAGGCUUUUCCUCUGCACAUUUCACAUGGGGACAUCUCCGGGUUUGUAAGGCCUUGGACGAAAACUGCACGGCCUGGCAGGUUGUCGUUGCAGCGGCCAGCUACGGCCACUACAUCGCAACGGGACUGAAUGUUAAAGAAACCCGAAGAAAGUGACAUCAGAAACGGCACUGACUGGAACAUGGCUUCCCCCACCUCCUCAUCGCCUGGAGGGGGGUCCCCUUCCCCUUCUGGAAAUGAAGAUCGCAUUCGCCAGUCGGAUAGCAACACCAGCUUCCUGCGAGCGGCGCGGGCGGGGAACAUCGACAAGGUGCUGGAGUACCUGAAAGGGGGCGUGGACAUCGGCACCUGUAACCAGAAUGGGCUUAAUGCUUUGCAUCUGGCCGCCAAGGAGGGCCACAUGGACCUGGUGCAGGAGCUGCUGGACAGGGGCUCCUCUGUGGACUCGGCCACUAAGAAAGGAAACACUGCCCUCCACAUCGCCUCCCUGGCAGGACAGGGGGAAGUUGUCAAAAUCCUGGUGAAGCGGGGAGCCGAUAUAAACUCGCAGUCCCAGAAUGGCUUCACUCCUCUGUACAUGGCUGCCCAAGAGAACCACCUGGAUGUAGUGCGCUACCUGCUGGAGAAUGGGGGGAACCAGAGCACGGCCACAGAGGACGGGUUCACUCCUCUGGCCAUCGCCCUGCAGCAGGGCCACAACCAGGUGGUGUCCAUCCUGCUGGAGAACGACACCAAGGGCAAGGUGAGGCUGCCCGCCCUGCACAUUGCUGCCCGGAAGGACGACACCAAGUCCGCCGCCCUGCUGCUGCAGAACGACCACAACGCUGACGUCCAGUCGAAGAGCGGAUUCACCCCCCUGCACAUCGCCGCUCACUACGGCAACGUCAACGUGGCCACGCUGCUGCUGAACCGAGGGGCCGCGGUGGACUUCACCGCCAGGAACGGGAUAACUCCCCUGCACGUGGCCUCCAAGCGCGGGAACACCAACAUGGUGCGGCUCCUGCUUGACAGAGGAGCGCAGAUCGACGCCAAAACGCGGGACGGUCUGACACCCCUGCACUGUGCAGCGAGGAGUGGGCAUGACCCCGCUGUGGAGCUUCUGCUGGAGAGAGGGGCGCCCAUGCUGGCCAGAACCAAGAACGGUCUGUCUCCGCUCCACAUGGCUGCCCAGGGUGACCACGUCGAGUGCGUGAAGCACCUGCUGCAGCAUAAGGCGCCUGUUGAUGAUGUCACCCUGGACUACCUGACCGCGCUGCACGUGGCAGCUCACUGCGGGCACUACAGAGUCACCAAGCUGCUCCUGGACAAGAGAGCCAAUCCCAACGCCCGUGCCCUGAACGGUUUCACUCCCCUGCAUAUCGCCUGCAAGAAGAACAGAGUGAAGGUGAUGGAGCUGCUGGUGAAAUACGGAGCUUCCAUACAGGCCAUUACAGAGUCGGGCCUAACCCCCAUACACGUGGCAGCCUUCAUGGGCCAUCUAAACAUCGUCCUGCUGCUGCUGCAGAACGGAGCCUCUCCUGAUGUUAGCAACAUCCGUGGGGAGACGGCGCUGCACAUGGCAGCUCGGGCUGGUCAGGUGGAAGUGGUGCGAUGUCUCCUCAGAAACGGAGCUCUGGUGGACGCAAGAGCCAGGGAGGAUCAGACCCCUCUGCACAUCGCCUCUCGUCUGGGCAAAACGGAGAUCGUCCAGCUGCUGCUCCAGCACAUGGCCCACCCGGACGCGGCCACCACCAACGGCUACACGCCGCUCCACAUCUCCGCCCGCGAGGGCCAGGUGGACGUGGCCUCCAUCCUGCUGGAGGCCGGGGCCUCCCACUCCCUGGCCACAAAGAAAGGAUUCACGCCCCUGCACGUAGCUGCGAAGUACGGAAGCCUGGAUGUGGCAAAACUCCUCUUGCAGCGCCGAGCCUCUCCGGACUCUGCCGGCAAGAAUGGCCUCACGCCCCUCCAUGUUGCCGCGCAUUAUGAUAACCAGAAGGUGGCGCUGCUGCUCUUGGACAAAGGGGCGUCCCCCCACGCCAUGGCCAAGAACGGCUACACCCCUCUCCACAUCGCGGCCAAGAAGAACCAGAUGGACAUAGCCACCACCCUGCUGCAGUACGGGGCCGAGACCAACAUCCUGACCCGGCAGGGGGUCACGCCCCUGCACCUGGCCUCUCAGGAGGGCCACAGCGAGAUGGCGGCCCUGCUGCUGCUGAAGGGAGCCCACGUCAACAUGGCCACCAAGAGCGGACUGACCUCCCUCCACCUUGCUGCUCAAGAAGACAGGGUCAACGUGGCUGAUAUACUGGCCAAGAAGGGCGCAAACCUUGACCAACAGACCAAGCUGGGCUACACUCCCCUGAUUGUAGCAUGUCACUAUGGAAACGUCAAGAUGGUGAACUUCCUUCUGCAGAACGCAGCUAGUGUCAAUGCAAAAACCAAGAAUGGCUACACCCCCCUCCACCAGGCAGCCCAGCAGGGAAACACUCACAUCAUCAAUGUGCUUCUGCAGCAUGGAGCCAAGCCCAACGCCAUCACUGUGAAUGGAAACACAGCUCUGGCCAUCGCCCGGCGACUGGGCUACAUCUCGGUGGUGGACACGCUCAAGGUCGUCACCGAGGAGAUCAUCACCACGACGACCCAGACGGUGACAGAGAAACACAAGCUCAAUGUGCCAGAAACCAUGACCGAAGUCUUGGACGUUUCGGACGAGGAAGUUCUCAGAACGACUGACGGCGAUCUGCUCGCCGAUGACUUGACGGAUCUGGAAGGCAGCCAUUGUACUCUUGGCACCAGAUCUUCACUAUCUAUGUACAGUGACGACACCAUGACGGGAGACGGAGGGGAGUACCUGAGGCCGGAGGACCUGAAGGAGCUGGGAGACGACUCCCUGCCCGGACAGUACCUGGACGGGAUGAACUACCUGCGCUUCAGCCUGGAGGGGGGCCGCUCAGACAGUUCUGACAGGUCCCACACUCCCACCCACCGCGGGUACUACUCCCCGAAGGAGGGCGCCAUGCUGGAGGAGAUGAUCUCCAGCCACCACAUGUCAGCUCUUUCCAGGGAAAUUGAGAAGGAUUCAUACCGUCUGAGCUGGGGCACUGUGAACCUGGACAAUGUGGCCCUAUCAUCCAGCCCCUUACACUCUGGCCGAUCCUCUCCGUGCCAUGAUCAUGACAACAGCAGCUUCCUGGUCAGCUUCAUGGUGGACGCGAGGGGCGGGGCCAUGCGAGGGUGUCGUCACAACGGCCUGCGCAUCAUCAUCCCGCCGCGGAAGUGCAGCGCCCCGACCCGCGUCACCUGCCGCCUGGUGAAACGGCACCGCCUGGCCACCAUGCCCCCCAUGGUGGAGGGCGAGGGCCUGGCCAGCAGGCUCAUCGAGGUGGGGCCGUCUGGAGCGCAGUUCCUCGGGCCCGUGAUCGUGGAGAUCCCUCACUUCGCUGCUCUGCGGGGGAAGGAGAGGGAGCUGGUGAUCCUCCGAAGCGAAACUGGGGAGAGCUGGAAGGAGCACCACUGUGAGCACACAGAGGAGGAGCUCAACGAGAUACUCAACGGCAUGGACGAGGAACUGGACCCUCCAGAGGAGCUGGAGAAGAAACGCAUCUGCCGCAUCAUCACCCGAGACUUCCCACAGUACUUUGCGGUGGUGUCUCGGAUCAAGCAGGAUAGCAACCUGAUUGGGCCGGAGGGCGGCGUGCUGAGCAGCACCGUUGUCCCGCAGGUCCAGGCGGUGUUCCCGGAAGGCGCGCUCACCAAGAGGAUCCGAGUGGGCCUGCAGGCCCAGCCAAUGAACGUUGACCUGGUGAGGAAGAUCCUGGGCAACAAGGCGACGUUCAGUCCGAUCGUCACCCUGGAGCCCAGGAGGAGGAAGUUUCACAAGCCCAUCACCAUGACGAUCCCCGUACCAAAGAACUCCGCGGACGCGGCGGUGAACGGCUUCGGCGGAGACACGCCCACCCUGCGCCUGCUGUGUAGCAUCACCGGUGGAACUACGCCGGCUCAAUGGGAGGACAUAACAGGAACCACUCCCCUUACGUUCAUCAACGACUGCGUGUCCUUUACCACAAAUGUGUCUGCAAGGUUCUGGCUCAUAGACUGUCGACAGAUCCAGGAGUCGGUCAAUUUCUCCACGCAAGUUUAUCGGGAGAUCAUAUGUGUCCCCUACAUGGCCAAAUUUGUCAUAUUUGCCAAAACGCAUGACCCGAUCGAGGCCCGGCUACGGUGCUUCUGCAUGACGGACGAUAAGAUGGACAAGACCUUGGAGCAGCAGGAGAACUUCACUGAGGUGGCCCGUAGCCGAGAUGUGGAGGUCCUUGAGGGGAAGCCCAUUUACGCAGACUGCUUCGGGAACCUAGUUCCCCUGACCAAAAGCGGACAACACCACCUCUUCAGUUUCUUUGCGUUCAAGGAAAACAGACUUGCCCUCUUCAUUAAAGUUCGAGACAACACCCAGGAGCCUUGCGGCCGCUUGUCCUUCAUGAAGGAGCCUAGAUCCUACAGAAGCCUGGCCCAGAACGCCAUCUGUAACCUGAACAUCACCCUACCUUCACACUCAAAGGAUUCCGAUUCAGAUCAAGAGCCUGAUGAAGAGACCAGCAGGACACAUGACAAAUUAGAUCCACAGGAGGAAGCUGAGAGGAGGGAGGAGAGGUUGGCUGUCAUUGCUGACCACCUAGGCUUCAGCUGGGCGGAGCUGGCCCAUGAGCUGGAGUUUAGCGAAGACCAGAUCCAUCAGAUAAGAAGUGAGAACCCGAAUUCCUUGCAGGAUCAAAGCCACGCCCUGCUGAAGUACUGGAUGGAAAGAGAGGGAAAACAUGCCACAGCAGAGAGCACCCUAAUGAAGAGGCUGACGAAGAUAAAUCGCAUGGACAUUGUGCACCUCAUCCAAACAAAACAAGUCAAGUCCAGUAAAGACCAGUCCUCGAGGACAUAUGCCGAAAUCGAGAAGACCAUAGCACUGGACCACAGCGAAGGUUUCUCUGCACUUCAUGAGGACUUUGACAGUCCCCGGCCAGCACGGCGCUCUGAGGCAUCGCCCAGGCAACCUGGAUCUGGGCCCCCCAUAGUGUCAGAGGAGGACCUCUCUACCAGCGUCUUCUCCAUCCUAGACAGCACGUCCAGGGGAGGCAGCGACCUCUCUGUGACUGAGAUCCUGAGGCACACACAGAAGGAGAAGAGAGAGGCCGACCUGCAGACACAUGCAUCACCUGGUGCAUCCAAGACUGUAUCUGAGAAGGCAGGAGCAGCCAAGGUGCCCGUUGGUUCUUGGAAACACGGGGAUGACAUGCCAGAAAUCCUCCCGGAGACCGUGACCGAGGAGCAGUACACUGACGAGCAUGGGAACAUGGUGGUGAAGAAGAUCACCCGGAAGGUAAUCCGUAAGUACGUGUCGCCUGACGGCGUGGAGCGGGAGGAGGUGAUGUCGGAGGGCUCGCACCAGGAGCUGGUCCGCGUGGAGGAGGGCGACGGCUACUCCAAGGUGGUGAAGAGGACGGUGCUGAGGAGCGACGGAGAUCGGACGGAGGUGAGCUUCUCGGAGGCCCUGCCGGUGGGUGCGGCCACGGCCUCGGAGUUCGAGGCGGAGCCCGUGCAGGGACGCAAGGUCAGCAAGGUGGUGAAGACCAUGGUGGUGCAGGGCGAGAGGAUGGAGAAGCACACGGGCGAUCCCGCGCUGGCCGCCGACCUUCCUUCCGCCAAAGACGACUUCCAACAGGCCUUGCGUUAUGCAGGAGGCUUUGGAAAAGUACACCUCCCGCAUUUAGUAGAGAAAGAGAUUGUGAAGGAGGACGGAUCAGUCAUCAGAAGGACCCAGAUGCGUAAGACGCGCGCCCAGAAGAGGACUGUGGUGCGGGACGGCCGGGGGAAGCAGGUGCACCUGGAGCGGCUGGAGGACGUCCCGGAGUCGCUGCGACCGGACCGCCUCCAGGAGCACCUGCACAGCCUGCUCCGCCGCUUCUGCGCCGAGGAGGAGGACGAUCUGGAGGAAGAGGAGGGGAGGAAAGAGUGACCACCCCCCCCCCUUCCCCCGCUACACCGACCCCUUAGCAACCAAACCCCCCCCCCCCCCCCCGCCCCUCUUAGUCUCACACAAGCACCUCCACCCAACGUCCGUGUUCCCAUAUAAAGACACUGGAUUUGUUUUUCUCUCUUGCCUGCAGGGAGAAAUUGAACAGCCCCCCCUCCCCCCCUUUUUUUGGCUUUUUAAUUUAUUUUAUUUGAACUUUUUUUGUUUUUAUUUCUUUUCGUUUUUUUGUUCCGCUCAUCUUGUGACCAAAGAUUGCUUCCCUUUCGUUGUUGGGUGAUUUGAAAAUUUGUAGAUAUGAUAUUUUUAGUGUUCGUUUUUUUCCAGGUUUUUUUUUGUUUUUUUGCUCCGUUUUGGUUGCCGUGAUGGAAAGAAAACCAUGCAAAAUCAAGACAAAAACCAACAACAACAACAACAUGAAAUGUAAAAAAAAAAAGGAAAUGAAAUUAGCGAGUGGGGGAACCCCAGUAGCCUCAUCCACAGGCCUCUUCUUAAGGACUCUUGUAAACACUUGUACAUAUACUGUAGUGUACGCGCUUGGACUGAAGAUAAGGACAUGUGUACGACACUGCCUACCAUAACUGCACACACCCACACACCUGAGGACAAAAAUCACCGAGCACCAGAUAUACUGUAUAUUUCCUGAGGUCAAAGGUCAGAGGUCAAGGGCCCUCGGUGUCACUCCGGUCACCGGCGGUGCACAGGGGCGCAUUGCAAAAGCAUUUAGAUCAGGGUAGUCACUGCUGGAGUGCUGUUGCUUGUGGUGUGUAUGCUUUUUGGGUGUGGAAACUUGACUGACCCCCAUUGAGAGCAACGUUGACGAAUGAUCACUUCACCGAGAGAGAAUGGAAAAGCAUUGGAAAGAGAAUGUGAAUGAACACCAUUGUCUGCCAUGACCCAUUAGCCAGGGCACCGAGGCCCUCGAUUCAGAGUCUACACAACACGAUUAAAAAAAAAAAAAAAACGACAACAAUGUACAAAUGUUGAUUUCAUGUUUACAAAGUUAGGUCACGUAGGUGGCUCAGGUGCAGCCCAUUUUAAAUCGCAUUCGAAGAGAGCUUUGCAUACGCAUCUUUUCAGUCCAAACUGUAUCUGUCUGUCUGUCAGUCUGUCAGUCUGUCUGUGUCUGUCUCUUUCCUCCUGAUGCGUGCCAUUGUGUCUCCACCUCCCUCUCCUUUCUCUCUGAGCUGCAGCAAGUCUGAGACUGAUCCCUCUGUGUGACAUCACAGACAGUCUGUGUGUGUGACAUCACAGACAUCUCCACCAACAGUCUGUGUGUGACAUCGCAGACGACAUCACCGACAAUCUGUGUGUGUGACAUCACAGGCAUCCUCACCGACAAUGUAACCCGCCGUCUGGUUAAUGAAAGUAGUUAACGGGAAUGUUGUUUUUUCUCUUUUAUUGCCCACUGAGCAUGUGGCAUAUAUACUGUAGGUGUUGUAAUCAUGUUCUGGCUUCAUAACCUUUGUAGCACUGACUGAUCCUUUUCUUUCACCCCAACUCUCUUCUGUUCCUGAUUUUGAUUUGGUUUGUUCCUUCUCACCCGAUGUUUUAAGACUUGAGACUUUCUUUUUUUUCCAUAUCUUUAAGGGAAACAGCGAAUGUGUUUUUUUUUUUUUGGUUUGUUUGUUUUUGGUUUUUUGUGUUGUUUUUGCUGUUUUUUUUUGCUGAUGCAAAUGAAAUCUGUAGAAAAAAAUAAAUAUUUAGAACCACCGGAAAGUGGCAUAUGAUUCUUGGAGAGGUUCGUCACGAAGACCAGCGUCAUCGUUAGGUUCCUACUGUAGCAGAUGCAGCGGCGUUUGUCAGGGUGUUCGGUCGUUCGUCUUCGAGCGUCUCCCUUGCGGAAAUAUGCAAUCACGUUUACGGCUGAUAAUUCAGCGUGGACACAUUGCUGUCGGUCCACUCCGCCGGUCGAAGCCCUGCUGUCUGUUAAAGUGUCAGGCGGAGAACAGGAUGGUGUCAUGAUGUGAAUGCACAGUGGCUUCUGACUUUAUCACAGCCAACUUCAGCACACUGCUUCAGCACACUGUUCCAGCAUGGAGAGAUGCACUGGGACACACUCUGUCUCUUUGGUCUGUGGACCUGGAGCUUAAGUGGAGGAUUAGUUAUCUUUUUAAUCCUCCGUUGCCCUUUAGUUUUUCUGCGGGGAAUCCGAGUUGCUCUUUUGCAGUGACGACCUGGGUAGAUGGGACAGGCACAGUGUGUGUGUAGGCAGUGUCGGGUUCACCAACAUGGGUUAACAUGGCCAUGUUGGGCAGUAACGAUUCAUCCGAGCUUGGUGGACAUGCCCAGCGAAAGAGCUCCAACCUGGAUUGUUAUUGCUUGAUACAUUAUUAGCAAAAAGACGAGCCACUAUGUUGCUGGGAUAUUUUGUGUUAAUGAUACAUUUGUAGCAGAGGAAUCCAUUAACGACAAUCAUGAUGGGGGAGUGUGUUUGGAGUUUUUUUUCUCCAAUUUGCUGGAUAUUCAAUAAAUUCCAAACACCUUUUAUCUAAAAUACGACACAGGCACGUUUUCAGAAAGUGCAUCGGCGUGUACAGUUGCUUUUAUAUGUCUUUGAAAAAACAAGUAACGUAAAUAUAUACGGCAAUAGGCUCACUUUGAACAAUAGCAUGAUGACCACUGAUAACUACUACUACUAGAUUUUUAUCUUGUAGUAAUAACACUGGCAGUCUUUCGUAAAAAAAUAAAUUAAAAAUAAUUAAAUAUGCUUUUAUGAACAUUCUAGCUGUGGCACACGCUUAUGAUGCUUUAUGAUGCUCUGUAGGAAAAUACACACAUUUUGGUGAUUUGACACAUGAUAUCAUAAAAUACUUAUGGCAAAGCAAUUCAUUUUCUAUUGCAGAAAUGCUACUUUUGUAAAUUGGUGUACUUGUCAUUGACGGUUAUUUUGGUGUGUAGCCAGGAAUAGGUCCUGUGGGAAGAGUGAUGGAGGUGGUCCUGGGUUUAUUCUGUGACUGGAAUCAGGAUUUUUGGGAGAGGUUAAAGCUUGUGAUACAGUAAUAUUUUUUUGAAAGCUUUUGACGAUUUUCAAUCCCUUUUGUAGAAUGUCUUGGCUCACUGUCACACUGUUAGAUUUGUGAUGCAUAAUUUCAAGAUUACGCUGGAAGGUCAUUUUUAAUCUCGUUCUGUGAUUCUUCGACAUCACUUACUCUUUGGGGUAAUACAGUUUGACAAGGGAAACGCUUUCACAAGUUUUGCGACAGAAAACCCGGCUGAAUUUGGCUCAGAUAAUGUCAGCUGUGCAUUCUUUAAAGUGUAACCUGCAUUCUCGCCCUGAGCUUCAUACAGAAAUAUGUACUGUACGCAUCCAGGCCUUUACAUUCAAACAUGCAUUGGUUUAAAAUGAGGGAAUCGAUUUAGCUGUCUCCACCUCCAAGGCUGUUCUUCUGUCAUCCUUUCUUUCUCAUUUAUUUAUUGAUUGUUGCCUGUUAUCUCCGAAGAAGUGUGAAGCCACGUGUGUGUGUGUGCGUGUGUGUGUGAGUGUGUGUGUGUGUCAGUUGGUAUAAGGAAAGGGAAUGUCCACAUUCAACUGGUGAAAAUGACUAUAGAACACAGUGCUUCUUUGAAUUUAGUUAAUGCUUCCACGUGCUGGUGACUCGGGCCAGAAAACCAGGACAGCCUCAACGCACGUUUAGUCGAUGAGUAUCAACGGUCAACAAGGACAAAAAGAGUCACAUGGAUGUUAUCUCGAGCGAGGCUCAAAGUCUCUGUGAUGUUCUUUGCAGUGCAGAUUAUAUCUAUGUAAUGAUAUUAUGGUUUUUCACAUAACUGUUUACUCUGAGUGUAAUCGAACAAAACAAGACGAGACAAAAAAAAAAAAAAAGACGAUGAAAAAAUCGAGACCUGUCAAAAGUAAACUUUUAAUUUGAUGAAUCAGCAUCUUGUUUCCAUGGUGAUAACAAUUAUAUACAUAUAUAUAAAUAUCUAUUGAGGGCAUGUAUUAGUUAUUAAAUGAAAAAGACGAACAUUAAAACACUAACGACGCAUAGCCGCUGCAGUGUGUACAUGGCUGAUUGAUAAUAAACUGUACGAGUGUUAAAUGUA